Molecule: messenger RNA, 936 nt
Organism: Ostrea edulis (European flat oyster)
Lineage: Eukaryota; Metazoa; Mollusca; Bivalvia; Ostreida; Ostreidae
Product: glutathione S-transferase-like
Exons: 7
Coding region: 328-936 (202 amino acids)
Biological process (GO): glutathione metabolic process
Molecular function (GO): glutathione transferase activity
Source: RefSeq, a predicted model, not a curated record
UCCUGUCCACAAGCACCUGUGGCCUCGACUUAAGAAUUGAUAAUACGCAGAACAUGCUUUUGUGUAUUGAAUCUGUUAAGAGAUAUAACCACAAUAUGCAGGUGAUAAUAAGACAUCCCUAUCCCUUUUUAUUGUCCAGAUGCAUUUGAAUGAAAUUUAACAACAGGUAGUGUGUUGCAAAAGUCUUUUGAAACAUUCCCCUGUGUGUCAGUUUAAAUCUAUAUAAGUAUUUAAACAAACCAUUUGGACUCACAUUAAAAAGUCGAACAGUCCGAGUCUCAUUAGCAGUUGAUAAAGCUACGUGUAAUAGAAGACUGGGAAUUCAACAUGACGAAAUAUACUUACCAUUACUUCAAUGUAAAAGGACGUGGGGAAAUUGUUCGCUUAAUAUUUGUGGCUGCUGGUGUAGAUUUCGAUGAUCGCAGGAUUGAAUUUCAGGAUUGGCCAAAGGUCAAACCAACCACACCCACUGGUCAGUUGCCAGUAUUAGAGAUUGAUGGUAAAAAGCAUUUCCAACGUAUGGCAAUCGCCCGAUACAUAGCAAGAGAAUAUGGUUUGGCUGGAAAAACAAACAUGGAUCGGCUUCUGAUUGAGCAGGUGGUAGAUAUUGUUCACGAUCUUCAUGAGGAAAUGAUUAAGUCGAUGUUUGAAAAAGAUGAGGCAAGAAAGGCUGAACAGACUAAACAACUAAAGGAAGAAAGCAUCCCGCGUGCGAUGGGGAUUUUGUCGAAAACUCUGAAGGAUAAUGGCGGGCAGUUUGUAGGAGUAAAUCUCAGCUUAGCAGACAUUUAUUUCAUGGAUAUAGUAUCUCGAUUUUUGAAGAAGGAUGACAAAGUGUUAGAUAAGUUCCUUGAAUUAAAAGCUAACCUUGACAAAACAAUGUCUGAACCCAAGAUCAAAAAGUACCUCACCAAACGACCCAAAACAGAGGUCUAG